AUGAAGACUAGCAUUCUCUCUGUUGCUUUAAUUCUUCUUGCUUUCAUUUCAUGCUUAGCCGCCUCAUCUGCAGACAAAUUUCUUGAAUGUCUGUCCAAACAAUUCAACAACUAUUAUUCCAUAUCCAACAAUGUUUACACCCCAAUCAACUCUUCUUAUUCAUCAAUCUUGGAAACUUCCAUCCAGAAUCUGAGAUUUUCCCCCUCAGAUUCAACUUCAAAACCGCAAGUGAUCAUAACCCCAGAACACGAAUCUCAGAUCCCGCCGGUCAUUUAUUGUGCCAAAAGGACUGACAUACAAAUUAGAACCCGAAGCGGCGGCCAUGACUUCGAGGGACUAUCUUAUGUCUCACAGAUCCCGUUCGUGAUCAUCGAUUUGAUCAAUUUUAGCGAUAUCACAGUCGAUGUGGAGACGAAAACCGCGUGGGUUGGACCCGGUGCAACCAUUGGUUCUUUAUACUAUCGGAUUUUCGAGAAAAGCCCGGUUCUAGGGUUUCCCGGCGGCAACUGCCCAACCAUUGGCCUCGGCGGGCACUUCAGCGGAGGAGGCGUCGGCCUAAUGCCGAGAAAAUACGGCCUCGCCGCAGAUAACGUCGUCGACGCGAGAAUAGUUGAUGUCAGCGGCAGAAUCCUUGACAGGAAAUCGAUGGGAGAGGAUCUUUUCUGGGCCAUUAGAGGCGGCGGAGGCGCCAGUUUCGGCGUGAUCACCGCCUGGAAGGUGCAACUGGUGGAUGUUCCAGAAACGGUCACUGUUUUCAGAAUCAGCAGGGCGCUAGAACAGAACGCGACUCAACUGGUCCACCUUUGGCAACACAUUGCUCCUAACCUCGACAAAGAUCUGCUCAUCGCAGUCGAUGCUUCGAGGCAAAAUGACACCAUUGAGGUGUUGUUUUACUCUAUGUUUCUUGGCGGGAUCGACAAAUUGCUCUUGACCAUGAAACACAGCUUCCCGGAGUUAGGGUUAGUGAGAGAAGACUGCACCGAAAUGAGCUGGAUCCAAUCCGUGGUGUAUAUAGCUGCUCGUUUCCCCAUUGAAACAUCGCCCCGAGUUCUUCUCAAUAGAAACAAUCCGUUUAAAGGAUACUUCAAGGCCAAGUUGGAUUACGUGCAAGAGCAGAUUCCUGAGUCCGGAAUCGAAGGCGUCUGGAGACAUCUGCUCGAGCUGGAAGCUGGGCAAGCUCGUGUCGAGAUGGUUCCUUAUGGUGGAAGAAUGGCAGAGAUUUGCGACUCUGCCAUUCCUUUCCCGCACAGGGCGGGAAACUUGUACGAAGUCAUCCAGAUGGUGACUUGGGACGAAAAGCAGAAUGAAGAUUCGGAAAAGUACAUAAGCUUUAGCAAAAGGCUUGAGAGUUACUUGACUCCUUAUGUGUCGAAGAAUCCGAGGGGAGCGUAUCUCAACGCCAGAGAUCUCGACCUUGGAGUCAAUAAUGUUCGAGGAAAGACGAGCUACGAGCAAGCUAGCGUUUGGGGGAAGAGAUAUUUUAAGAACAAUUUCGAGCGUCUUGUUCGGGUGAAAACUGUGGUUGAUCCCGAGAAUUUCUUCAGAAACGAACAGAGCAUUCCGCCGUUUCACUCGCAUUGAGAUUGGAUUGUGUUUCCGACACAUAAUGUUUCGUCUGCAGAUUUCUUCAUGUGGCAAAUAAAAUCAGACAUCUUCUUUUGAUUGUUUUUGGUUGUGGAAAAUAUGCAUGUAAUAAUUAUUUUUAAGUCAAUUUUUUUAUAACAAA
Molecule: messenger RNA, 1726 nt
Organism: Salvia hispanica
Lineage: Eukaryota; Viridiplantae; Streptophyta; Magnoliopsida; Lamiales; Lamiaceae
Product: tetrahydroberberine oxidase-like
Molecular function (GO): FAD binding; oxidoreductase activity
Source: RefSeq, a predicted model, not a curated record